Symbiodinium natans is the source of this 2511-nucleotide messenger RNA. The record is from the annotation of a GenBank genome assembly. NCBI's taxonomy places the organism in Eukaryota, Dinophyceae, Suessiales, Symbiodiniaceae.
AUGCACCAGAGCGACCGAUGGCGAGCGAUGCUGGAGUUUGGUGCUGUAGAGGCUGUGGGACAUGAGAUCGACCCUCAGCUGCUGCAGAUCUCAUAUCGAAAGGGCCAGGAAGAGGAGCUGGAGACAGAGGUUGUCUACCAGGAUGCAGCUGGAGCAACGGAGCAGCCGCGGCUCCUGGUCUCCCUGAAAGCUGUCAGCGCUCUGAAGCUCCUGUGCGAACACGAGCAUGCCAGGUGUGACAAAGUCAGCCGCAUGUUGGCAGAGUGCCGGUCAGCGUACUACAAGGAGCUGCGUUGGCUCCGAGAUCAGCUCUACAUGGCGUACGAGAGUGAGGAGGAUGCCCAAACCCGCCGGAACCUCCUCACUCCCGACGACUUCGAGGUCUAUUGGUUUGAGCCCGAGAAGUUCCUUGACGAGGACACGAGGGACUUCCUUAUAAGAUGCAUCCGUGAGACGAACCGCCGGCUACUGGAUGAGAACCGGCACCUGAAGUCGACGCUUCAGGAGAUGAACCUCUUUGAGAAAGCUUCCCUGCCAACGGUCUUGAAGAGGCUGAAGCUCAAGCACGCCGCUGCGCAGAUCAUGAUCGAGCUGUACAACCUGCUGCGGACCCGAGCCGAGAUGAAGAAGUUUAAAGAAGCGGCCUGCGAACUGAUCGGCAUGGCAAUGCCAGCUCCCGGCACGGAUGGCGCUGAGAAAGCUGAAAGAGCUGAAUGCACCUCGGGUCCCAGCCCUCCAGCAGAGGGCGCGGAGGCUGUGACCUCCCCGGAGGAUCUUCGGAUCAAGGUGCAGCAGCAGGAGGCGGAGCUGCAAGAGCUGCGCUCGCGGCUCUCCUCCGCCAUCGACGCCUGCCUGGAGCGGGAGAAGGCGGCGGAGGAGCACGAGAGGGCCGAGCGGCUCCAGCAGCGGGUCUUGGACCUGGAGAGGGAGCGGAACGCGGAGCGCGGCGCCUUGGCCGAGGCGCUGCGUGAGCUUCGCGAGCUCCGCGAGCUGCAGCCGGAGCUGGAACGCGUGAAGGGCCGCAUGGUCCGAAGUGUUCACAAGAUCAGCGAGAGUCUGCAGGGUCUGGGCGAGCUGGAGGGUGAGAAGGCAAGGAGCGCCAGGACGCGGAGGGCGCUGUCCUGCGCAGAUUGGGGCAGUUGCGAGGAGGAUGACGCGGAGAGCGUUGCUGGAAGCUUCAGGGCAGCCCUCUCCCGGCUGGACUCCUUGGUCGUCGCCCUCCCAUCCACAGUGCAAGAUGUGGCGGAAGAGAUGCAGCAGCUCAAGCAGCGCUUUGACCGCUGUGAGCUGGAAACCACCUCCAUGGCCCCGACGGCAGAUCCAGAGGAGCCGCUGUCGGUCGGAGAGGUGGAGCACAGCCCCGCGGCCAGCUGCACUGGCACCCACGAGACACUCUCCGUAAGGACGGAGGCCCCGCUGGCCUCGCGGGAUGGGGAGGCGGAGUCCUCGGAGGCCCGAGUGAGCCCCAGUGCUUCGGAAUCUCGGAGCCGGCACGCCGACCGUGCCGCCGAGCCCAGCGAGCAUGACGAGCAUUCUGCCGAGCAUGCCGCGAAGCUGUCCCAGCAGGUUGAGGGUUUGGAGAUCAAGCUGGAGCUUGCAAAUCAGAAGAUCCGCGCCCUCAAGGAGCAGUUGCUUCGCCAGCAGCGCAGGCUACCUGAAGGGGAGAACGCAGAGAACCUGCCAGGCGACAAAGAGGAUGCGGCGGAGAUUCCUGACUUCAUGCUCCCCUACCAGUUGCUCGCAAAGAGGAAGUUGCCAAGAUGGAUGAUCUUGAGUCAGGAUGCCGCCCUCAAGCGCAAGAAGCGGGAGUACCUCGAAAAAGCUGAGAACAAGAGCGUGGGCAGCUUGGGGAAGGAGGUCUUCGCGGCCUUCGACUUCCUUGUGACCGCAGCGGAUGCGGCGGACGGCGUGCAGCCAGAACGGCAAGCAGGCCGAUUACCAUCUCCGUCGCCUUCCGCACGUCGCUCUUCAGCCGAGGUGGCGGUCUUCGGUUCCAGGCUGCAAAGGCUGCACAGCACGGCAAGCGCGGCAAGCGCGGCGAGCGCAGACCCGGCGAGCCCACACUCCCAGAACCUGCCGUGCCUUCAGCGCCCGCCCCGGACGGCUUCGCCGGUCGAAAUCACCCAUCCAUGGCAGCCAUGGGAGGCAUCCCGGCUCCCUCGGCGCGAGCGCGUGGACCGCAGUGUGGACACCAAUGUGGACCGCAUGGACCGUGCGGACAUGCAUCGCGAUUUUCAAGGCUCCCGAGCCACCUGCAUUCAGGGCAAUGCCAUUUUCAGCAAAACCGCGAACGCGGCCAGUUUCACAUCUCCCAAGGAGAGCAAAUUCGAGAGUCAGGCAUAUGCCAACUAUGCCAACUAUGGCCAAGCAAAGACACAGGACAUACAACCGGUGCAACCGGUGCCGAGAAACGCACAAGUCCCGUUCCAAGAUCUGCAAAAAGAGAGCCUGACACGCUCUCACAUCUUUCACAUCUUUCGCUUCCUCGCCUACAUGGCCGCGACGCGAUGA